AUGAAAUCCUUACUAACUAUCAUUUUCAUAUUUUGCUUGUUCGGCUACUGCAUGUCAGAAAAUACCGAAUGUCCUCUUAAUCUAUCCUGCGAUAGUUCCGAUACUAGUUGCUAAAAUGAGUUAAAUUAAUUUUAACAAUGUACUUCUACUAAAUGUGACUCAUAGAAAAUUUCAUCUUAAGAUGUUUAAGAAAUUUUUGACUGCUAUUAUAUAAAAUGCAAACCAAGCUAUCAACCAUUUUUAUCAGAAAUUUUGGACAUGUUCUAAUGUCUAAAUUUAAUAAUAUCUGAAGACAUACAAGAAGACUCAGAAGAUGGUGAAGUUGACUUGGAGAAAGUAAAAACCCAUCUUAAUAAAAGCAAAGAAGGUUAAUGUCUAGCUUAAAUGAUAACUGACUGCUAAGCCUCUUCUAAUGAAUGUAUUUCUAAUUUCUAUAUUUAAAUAUAAUGUAUGUCUUCUUAAUGUCAACUCGAAGAUGAUCCUUCAAUGAGUGACAUAAAUAAAUGCAUUUAAAGCACUUGCUAAUCUAACUUUGAUGAACUUAAAAAGUUGAAUAUCUAAUUCUCAUAAUGCUUGCAACAAUUAGACAGCACUUCUUUUGGUACCUUACCAGGUGUUACUAUUUUAUUAGCCUUAUUCUUAAUAGUGAUUUGA
This is a messenger RNA of Tetrahymena thermophila SB210, 654 nucleotides long. RefSeq lists its product as hypothetical. NCBI's taxonomy places the organism in Eukaryota, Ciliophora, Oligohymenophorea, Hymenostomatida, Tetrahymenidae. The record is from RefSeq and is a predicted model, not a curated record. The transcript has a single exon.